CAUCGACAUCGCCCCAACCAUCCUCCAUCUUCGCUCCCUACCACAACCAUCUCCUCCAGACUUUCCUCAAUUCUGUCCGCAAUGUCUGCGCCUGUGUACGUGAAGGGUCUACAGCAGCACGUCCAUGCGCUCUACUAACAGUUUGGCACAGCGGUGACAUCGGCCUCAUUGGCUUGGCCGUCAUGGGUCAAAACUUGAUCCUUAACAUGAACGACAAGGGCUUCACGGUCGUUGCCUACAACCGGACGACCAGCAAAGUCGACAGCUUCCUUGCGAACGAGGCCAAGGGCACGAAAGUCCAGGGCGCGCACUCGAUUCAAGAGCUCUGCGCUAAGCUGAAGACCCCCCGCAAGAUCGUCCUCCUCGUGAAGGCUGGUCCGGCUGUCGAUUCAUUCAUCGACCAGCUGAUUCCUUACCUCGAAGCGGGUGAUAUCAUCAUUGACGGUGGUAACUCUCAUUACCCUGAUUCCAUCCGCCGCACGGCGGAGCUCGAGUCGAAGGGCUUCUUGUUCGUCGGCUCGGGUGUCUCGGGUGGUGAGGAGGGUGCCCGCUAUGGUCCCUCGCUCAUGCCUGGUGGCUCGCCCGCUGCAUGGCCGCAUAUCAAGCCCAUCUUCCAGGCUGCCGCUGCUCAGGUCGAGGGCGAGCCGUGCUGCGACUGGGUCGGUGAGACCGGCGCAGGUCACUACGUGAAGAUGGUCCACAACGGUAUCGAGUACGGUGACAUGCAGCUUAUCGCCGAGGCGUACGACAUUCUCAAGCGUGGUCUUGGUCUCCCUGAGAGUGAGAUCGCGGAUAUCUUCCUCACGUGGAACAAGGGUGUCCUCGACUCCUUCCUCAUUGAUAUCACUGCCAACAUCCUCAAGUUCAAUGAUGACGAUGGCCAGCCCAUGGUCACCAAGAUCCUUGACGCUGCAGGUCAGAAGGGUACCGGAAAGUGGACAGCUAUCGCUGCGCUCGAUGCCGGCAUGCCUGUGACGCUCAUCGGUGAGGCCGUAUUCGCGCGUUGCUUGUCCUCCAUCAAGGCAGAGCGUGUCCGCGCAAGCAAGGUCAUCAGCGGCCCACAGAAGGAGGAGUUCAAGGGCGACAAGAAGCAGUUCAUCGACGACCUUGAGCAGGCCUUGUAUGCGUCCAAGAUCAUCUCGUACGCUCAGGGCUUCAUGCUCAUGCGCGAGACUGCCAAGGAGCAAAAAUGGAACCUCAACUACGCUGGCAUUGCGCGCAUGUGGCGUGGUGGCUGUAUCAUCAAGUCCGUCUUCCUUGGUGACAUCACGUCUGCAUACACGAAGACCUCCGAUCUCGAGUCGCUACUCUUCGAUGACUUCUUCAACAAGGCCGUCCACAAGGCGCAGCCCGGCUGGCGGCGCAUCAUCGCUCAGGCCGUCCUCUGGGGUAUCCCUACGCCUGCAUUCAGCACGGCGUUGGCGUUCUUCGACGGCUACAGGAGCGAGGUCGUCCCUGCGAACAUCCUCCAGGCACAGCGUGACUACUUCGGUGCGCACACCUUCCGCGUUGUGCCCGGCAAGGAGAACGCGAAGCUCAAGGCCGGCGAGGACAUCCACAUCAACUGGACCGGUCGUGGAGGCAACGUCUCUGCGAGCACGUACAGCGCCUAAGCGUUGUCUGCUUCCUUGUGCACAUCCUGAGGGGGCGACGUAUAGAAGAAAUGAUAGCAGUUGUAGACUCAUGUGUACUUUUCUCGGGCAGUGGAUGCGUGACAUGUCCAAUCGAGUCGACAUCGUGGAAGGAGUACGAUACGUGUUGUAUCGCUAGAACGCAAUAGUAAAUGAAGGCAUCUCAUUCGCAUUCGUAUGUUCGCAUAGCUGUCAGUGUAAGCGUGAACAUCGGUGGGCCUGUAUGCGCCAGUGUAUGCCGUGCGGUUGGA
Fomitopsis serialis is the source of this 1882-nucleotide messenger RNA. Its product is annotated as 6-phosphogluconate dehydrogenase. The coding region runs from base 183 to 1613 and encodes 476 amino acids. Lineage: Eukaryota; Fungi; Basidiomycota; Agaricomycetes; Polyporales; Fomitopsidaceae. Gene Ontology annotation, molecular function: phosphogluconate dehydrogenase (decarboxylating) activity; NADP binding. The transcript is spliced from 8 exons. Gene Ontology annotation, biological process: pentose-phosphate shunt, oxidative branch; pentose-phosphate shunt. Gene Ontology annotation, cellular component: cytosol. The record is from RefSeq and is a predicted model, not a curated record.